Messenger RNA from Fusarium verticillioides 7600, 1341 nucleotides. RefSeq lists its product as hypothetical. Bases 598 to 1104 code for a protein of 168 amino acids. NCBI's taxonomy places the organism in Eukaryota, Fungi, Ascomycota, Sordariomycetes, Hypocreales, Nectriaceae. The record is from RefSeq and is a predicted model, not a curated record. Gene Ontology annotation, molecular function: zinc ion binding. The transcript has 3 exons.
UGGAUGAGCCAUCUUGAGAUGGGGAGGAUCAGACAGUUUCUCUGAUUCAAAUAUCUGAACUGAGCUUCAUCUGACUGGCUUCUCUCGAGCUCUUACUGUUCUUGUGCUGUCUGCGCGGAUUGUGAGGUUCGAUGCCCCGACACAACUUCAAUCAGCAAUGCAUGUUUCCAUCAACAACACAGUCUAGCAUCAAACUCCUACGUUGAGAAUGGAGGGUUUACAGCAAUCAGCAUUGCUUUGUUGAACAAGAAUUAACUGCGCAUACUGAUAACGACAAGAUCACACGCAGUUCUUAAACUGCCUCUUCACCGAAAUGUUUAGGGCCACCUUCCGCACGCUGAACUCUCUUGCCGACGGGAGAACAGGACUGUCCUGCCGUGCUUGGUUCUUUCCUUGAUCAGGAGGCUGCGUGACUGACUACCUUACCUUUUACCUUGCGCUGUGGAAAGGGAACUUCCGACUUCAUCCUUUCAUCCUCAUCCUCAUUCGUGCCCGCUUACAAGACUUCUUUGGAAGAACGGGACAGUCCAUCGACACUAAACCACACCAUAUUCAGACCUCUUCCUAUAAAUAGCUGUACCUACAUCAAUAUUCACAAUGGAGAAUUCUACACCUAACCCCGAGCAUCAUCAGCAUCAUGCACAUCACUCCCUCGAGGACGACAAUCAAAAGCCUCCAAGUACAAGGUCCAUCGAAUUCAGCUCGCCGCUCGCCCAGCCACCAGUUAAACGCUCACCUCCUGUACAUCUGAAAGGAGAUGAGCGCAAAGAUCCCCUGAAGCCAGAGCUGAAGGAGGAGCUCCCCCUGAGCGUGCUGCUCGAUGAACUUAAACGCCGGAGUGAAUACGUCGUUUGCCCAAGGUGUAAAGUCUGGGCCAGGACUACCACAAGGGAAAAAUCCGGUAAUCUGACUCAUGCUACGGCCUUGUCCAUAGCCAUCAGCAGCUAUCUUUGGCUGGCAUGGAUACCCUACUUCAUCAACAAGCUCAAGAAUGUUCUUCAUCACUGUGGCAAUUGUGAACUACUCCUUGCUGAGUACCACCGAAGUGGUUACACUGAAGUCUUCGCCUUCCCAAUGGUGAGAACAGGCGUUGAUGAUAAUUAAUAACGAUGGGCUCAAGAUUGAGGACAAGACUAGGGAAAGUCGCUUGCUUUGAAGUUCCACAACGGAAUGAUAUCCUAGGUCUCCUUACUACCCCUUGUCGAGACUUUCUCUUCCCUUUAGUUCAGACAUCGAUAAGAUUGUAUCAAUAACACAUUCACAUCGACCAGUGCUCGUUCAGCACUGAUGACAUUCGUGUUCCUCGACUCCUAUGCUGUGCACACCACCGUUGUUCAUAUC